Molecule: messenger RNA, 684 nt
Organism: Otolemur garnettii (small-eared galago)
Lineage: Eukaryota; Metazoa; Chordata; Mammalia; Primates; Galagidae
Gene: TNFSF9
Product: TNF superfamily member 9
Exons: 3
Coding region: 1-666 (221 amino acids)
Biological process (GO): positive regulation of cytotoxic T cell differentiation; positive regulation of activated T cell proliferation; immune response
Cellular component (GO): plasma membrane
Molecular function (GO): tumor necrosis factor receptor binding
Source: RefSeq, a predicted model, not a curated record
AUGAGCUCCAGCUCUGACGCCGUCCGGGACCCCGAAGCCCCGUGGUCGCCCGCGCCCCGCGCCUGCCGCCCUGGGCCCUGGGCACUGGGCGUCGCGCUGCUACUACUCGCCGCUGCAGCCGCUGGAGCCGCCUGGGUCGCCCAUGCCCCGAGACCCGGCGGGGUCCGCGAGCUCCCGCCGGAUACUGGCGCCAUCCGUGGCCCGAAGCAGCAGGGCGUUCUUCCCUUCGCACAGCUGGUGGCCGAAGAUGUUCUGCUGUCUGACCGGCUCCUAAACUGGUACAGCGACCCGGGCCUGGCGGGCGUGUCCCUGGCGCCGGGCCUGACCUAUGAUAAGGACAAGCGGGAGCUGGUGGUAGAUGAAGCAGGCGUCUACUAUGUCUUCUUGAAAGUGGGACUGCGGCGCGUUGUGGAUGAGAACAGCUCCGGCUCGGUCUCCCUUGCUCUGCACCUGCAGCCGCUGCGCGACGGCGCGGUAGCUGCCCUGGCAUUGACUGUGGACCUGUCACCCCAGUCCUCCGAGGCCUUUGGUUUCCAAGGCCGCUUAUUGCACCUGGAGCUCGGCCAGCGCCUGGGCGUCCACAUGCACGCCGUAGCUCACCAAGACUGGCAGCUCGACCAGGGCGCAACGGUCUUGGGCCUCUUCCGGGUGACCACCCAGGUCUGAUCAAGACUCCGCUCGCCG